Phodopus roborovskii (desert hamster) is the source of this 3342-nucleotide messenger RNA. RefSeq names its product tubulin epsilon and delta complex 1 (gene Tedc1). The record is from RefSeq and is a predicted model, not a curated record. The transcript is spliced from 8 exons. The coding region runs from base 85 to 1353 and encodes 422 amino acids. NCBI's taxonomy places the organism in Eukaryota, Metazoa, Chordata, Mammalia, Rodentia, Cricetidae.
AGGCGGGGCCCGGCCCCAGCCGUGAUCGGUGGCUGGUCCCGGCCCGCCAGGGCGGGCGAUCUGAGGCUGCCUGGUGCUGGCUGCAUGGGGCGGCGGAGGCGCCGGGUGGAAGGGGCGGCCAGGGCCCUGCCUGAGGCUAUCGCUGCGCUGAGUCGGUCCCUGCCCGCUGGGCCCAGCCCCGAGAUCUUCCGCCGCGCAAAGUUUGACCGUCCGGAGGCGGCUCCAGCGCUCUGGCAGCUUCUCUUCCGCGUGCUCACACCGCUUGCUGCAAACAAUGCCGUGACCGACCUCGCUCCAGAGGCCCAAGCCCGCAUGGUGAAGUCAGCACUGGUCUCCCAAGGCUACCCCAGGUCUGCGCUGUUCCAGUCUCUCGAGGGCGGUUCUCAGGGAAGCCGGGAACUGUUGCUGGCCCUGUCCUGGCUCCUGGCUCGAGGGCCAUUGCUUGAGCAGUUGCUUGCCCAGACCCGUGUGCAGUUGGGUGAUGAGUUGCCCCAGUGUGAGGGUGAGACCCUGGCCAGCCCUGGCCCUCCUGCACACCGCAUGGAAACAGAGAGACCCACGGAUCUCCGACUAGUGGAGUGGCUGAUGGGAAAGCUGCGGUUUAGGUGGCGACGCCUCAUUUCUAGUCAGCAGGAGCAAUGUGCCCUCCUCAGCAAGAUCCACCUGUACACCCGAGGGUGUCACAGCCAACAGAGACUUGGCCAUCUUUCUGUUGCUGAAACAGAGAUGCUCAGGGACCCAGAGAGCAGUAGACAGAUUCUUCAGGCACUGGAGAGUGAGAACAACCGGCUGGAGGCAGCUCUGGAGUGGCGGCGCUGCGAGCUGGUCUUCUGGCAGUGGAUGGAUACGGUUCUGGAUGCCUGUUCGUCGGACAGUCCUGCUGUGACCUCACAGCCCACAGUCCUGCCCGUGAUCUCUGAACGCGGGCUUGGUGAGCUGGAGUUGGUAAAGCAAGAGUUGCGGGCCCUGCAGGAGGAGCUGCGGGAAGUGGCUGAGCCCCGGCGGGCGGCAUGGGAAGCCCAGGUAGGAGGCCUAGGUCGGGGGCCAGACUGGAGCACCACAAGGAAGGCCUUGCAGGAGGCUGUCGAGAGGGAGUUGGCCACCUUGCAGAGUCCCUGGGAGCCAUCCAGUAACCCUGCCCAGCCCCAAAGACCCCUUCGGCUGGUGAGAAGUAAGGAUGAGUCACCGGGACCCCAAGGCCUGAAGGCAGCUGAGGUGAUCGGGACACUGAGGGCCCAGGAGGCCUCUCUGAAGAAAGUGUUGCACCAACUACAGAGUCAGUGUCGGCAGGAGCUGGCCAGGCUGGCUGGUGCCCUGCCUGGCUUGAUUUGGAUUAUGGCUCCUGGUCACUGAGGGCCCCACGGUGUGUCCACCUGUGUAGGGGUCUUUGUAGGAUCUCAGAAGAGCAGACUGUAGCCUGCGUGGGAGCAGAGGUCUAGGCCAUGUGUUCUUUGCAGGGCUAGAGCCCUGCUGGCUGCAGUCCUGGAGUCACUGUGGGCCGGUGCUCCUGAGAGGUUUGGAGGGGGCCUACAUGUGCAUGGUAGAGCUGUGUCUGGGGACACCAGGCUCCAGUCCCCUUCCGCUGCCCCUUUAACGUCCUCUUCUUGGGACACGGGGAUGUGUGUGGUGCGUGACUGUCACCGUGCUGGGAUCACACGUGCCCCCCACAGUGCAGGCUUUAUUGGGCCUCUCCUGAGUGGAUCACUUCUGAUUGUUUCCCUGCACAUCUUUAUCUUAGACUCUGGCUGUAUGCCUCCUGCAGCAGAGCCUCCUCUACUAGGCCAUAGAUGUGCCUGACGUGCAUGUGCUUGUGUGUGUGUGUUGUACGUGUGCGUGUGCUUGUGUGUGUGUGUGUGUGCUGAAGAACUGGAUGGCAGCCGGGGGGCUCUGCCUGGGAGAGAGGAGGAAGGGAAGCCACAUCGUGUACAGAAGGCCUUUGUUCUGAAGGCUGCUGGGCAAACUCAGGUCUCACAAAGCAGCCUGUGUCCAGGAUGUGCCCACAGCCCAGGCUUCUCCCAGCCAGCGGUCUCUAGCCCUGGCUUCCUUCCUAUCCCCAGUUACACACAAUGACCAGACACUGGACAGGUGGUAGGUCCCACUUGGCAACCUCUAGCCUCCUGCUUACUCAGGCCUGGGGCCAUUACCAGACUCUGGGCACCUUGGACCCUCUACUAGAACAUUCUCUCAUGGGCGUUUCCUGCUUGCCUGGUGUGGUGUGGUAAGAGUGACAGCUCAUGUCUGGGGUGACAGUCCUGGUACAGGUGGCCUCUGGCCCUGAGGCCGGGCACCAUGCUUGUUAGUUCCAGUGACUGUUCCUAGCACGGUUCUGGAGGACCUGUGUCUAACAAGGUCCUUCUUAACUUUGGUGAUGUAACUCCUGGUGGCGCCGGAGCCUCCUGGCGGCUGCUGGGCCUCAGCUGCACCUUCUGGCCUGCAGCCCCUCCCCCCUGCCUGCUAACACUUGCUCAACUCUUCUGGCUGCCUCCACCUGUGGGUCCGGCUCCCAUCGGGGCGUGGGAACGUGGCUGCCUUUGGCUCCUUAGGACUGUGUUUUGGGUUAUAAACAAGUGCACUUAAGCUCCCUGCCUCUGAAAACUGCCCUGCUAUAGGAUUUCAAGUGGAACUUUGGAACUUGACCUUAAAAAAUCUCAGUGCAGCUGGGCGGUGGUGGCACACACCUUUAAUCCCAGCACUGGGAGGCAGAAGUAGGUGGACCUCUGAGUUUGAGGCCAGUCUGGUUUACAGAGAGAGAGUUGCAGGACAGCCAGGGGGGCUACAUAGAGAAACUCUGUCUAGUAGGAAAAAAAAAAAAAAUUCCAAACACAUACCCAGUGCUGCCAGCUGUCACUUCUCCAUUAGCUCUGUGGAGUUAUCAGUUCCAGCCCGGAUCCCGUGUGUGUGUGUGUGUGUGUGUGUGUGUGUGUGUGUGUGUGUGUGUGUCUGUGUGUCUGUGUGUCUGUGUGUCUGUGUGUCUGUGUGCAUGCACUGCCUCACUGGGACUCAGGGUCAAGUUGUGGGGAGUUGUCCCUUGGGAAGGACUUCAGUACCAGCUUUUCUACACAUAAGGACUUGAGGCAGCUCACAUAUAUGGUCUCACUGUUGAGUGUCCUGAGCUCCCAGGGAGGAAUAAAACCAAGUGUCAGUUAACCACAACCUCCUCAGUGGGCCCUGAGGUCCACAUUGAUGCUUGGUGCAGCCUAACAGAUGGGCCACCUGACUGACACCAGAGGGUGACCUCACUGUCCCUAACACCCCAACCCGAUCUUGAGGUCAGGAGGAUCUCAUGCUGACACAAGAACUAAAGCCCUGGCACAUUCUAGACUGAAACCAGUGAGGACAUGC